AUGACCUCCAGUGACAUGGCAAUGGGAAUGAUCUUCUUAUCUCAGACUGUGAUUGGGUUGCUGGGUAAUUUUUUCCUCCUUUACCAUUAUAGUGUUCUUUAUUUCACCAGAGGCACACUGAGGUCCACAGACCUCGUGGUCAAGCACUUGACAGUAGCCAACAUUUUGAUCUUUCUCUCUAAAGGGAUUCUGCAGACACUUUCUGCUUUGGGGGUCAACUAUUUCCUUGGUAAUAUUGGAUGCCAACUCGUUUUCUAUGUCCACAGAGUGGGCAGAGGUGUGUCUCUUGGCAGCACCUGCCUCUUGAGUAUCUUCCAGGCCUUCACCAUCAGCCCCAGAAACUCCAGGUGGGCAGAGCUGAAACUACACACUUCUCAAUACGUUGGACUGUCCCACUCCCUGAUCCUGUGCUGGAUGGUAAACAUGGUGAUGAAUAGCAUCAUUCCCAUGUAUGUAACUGGAAAGUGGGACAGCAAAAACCAUACUACAAAGAAGGAUUUUGUAUUCUGUUCUGGUGUAGGUCAUAAUAUAAUUUCAUAUUCAUUAGCUGUCAUAUUGUUUUCAUCCUAUGAUGUUCUGUGUUUGGGACUCAUGAUCUGGGCCUGCAGCUCCAUGGUUUUCAUCCUGUACAGACACAGGCAGCGGGUCCAACACAUUCACAGAACCAACCUGUCCUCAAGAUCCUCCCCCGAGUCCAGAGUCACUGAAAGCAUCCUUGUCCUGUUGAGCACCUUUAUAUCAUUUUACACGCUCUCCUACGUAUUUACAUUAUGGGUUACUCUGUUUAGUAAUCAUAGUAAGUGGCUAGUGAACAUCUCUGCACUAAUCACUGCUUGUUUUCCUACAGUCAGCCCCUUUGUUCUCAUGAGCCGAGACCCCAGAAUACCGAGGCCCAGCUCUGCCUGCUGUGAGUAG
Tupaia belangeri chinensis (Chinese tree shrew) is the source of this 915-nucleotide messenger RNA. RefSeq names its product vomeronasal type-1 receptor 3-like. Gene Ontology annotation, molecular function: pheromone receptor activity. Bases 1 to 915 code for a protein of 304 amino acids. Gene Ontology annotation, cellular component: membrane. Gene Ontology annotation, biological process: G protein-coupled receptor signaling pathway. NCBI's taxonomy places the organism in Eukaryota, Metazoa, Chordata, Mammalia, Scandentia, Tupaiidae. The record is from RefSeq and is a predicted model, not a curated record. The transcript has a single exon.